Molecule: messenger RNA, 1758 nt
Organism: Colletotrichum lupini
Lineage: Eukaryota; Fungi; Ascomycota; Sordariomycetes; Glomerellales; Glomerellaceae
Exons: 13
Coding region: 1-1758 (585 amino acids)
Source: RefSeq, a predicted model, not a curated record
AUGAUUCUGGUCGCAGUAGCCCAUGUCAACCCCGGAUUCUGGUCUUCGCAGGCGUCCAAAACCCGUAUUGCGCCUGUUCCAACCGGUCUUCUUGAUCCAACGGCGAAGCUGCGAAGCGCGAAGCGCGUGUGCCAGGCCGAAGAGACGAUCAUGCCAUCCAUCACAUCUGCUAUGCACUAUAUCCGGAAUGAGCCUGCUAGAUCACCGCCAAACGGGCGAAGGAGUGGUCGUCAAAUGGCUAUCCGUCUUCUCGGGACGAAUCAGAAGUGCAGAAUAGAACCGCCUGCCGGGUAUAACCUUUCCCUUGCAGAGGAGUCGCAGCAUCCGUACAAGCAGAACAGCAAGCAAGCCAAUCGCGCCAUCCAGCAGCGUCAUGGAGACAAUCGCUCACCCUGCUCUCCGCUUUUCCACCACUUCUGCUUCGGUUUUCUUUCUUUGCAGGCCUCCUUCCAGAGCAUCGGGUCCAAAGUCGGUGAAGACAAUAUUGCUCUUGUUCCGGGAAGGAAUCCAAAUCGAUGUGCUCCUGCCUCAUUUGGAUGUUCGAAACAGACUCGGUGCCGAGUUGAAUGGCUCGCCAUCUGGCAAUCGACAUGGCGUCGAACGUUUCCCAGGAAGAGGGAACGGGGGUGGAAGAUUGCGCCCGCAUUCCAGGUUUCCAGACUUCCAAUGACUGCUUUGCGACAUCCACCGCGAGAUCCGCUUUCCAAGAGGCUCAUGCUUGCUGUACCACCGAGACAUGAAGAUGUGGGAUGUACCUUUCGGGCUACUCUCGCAGUAACUUUGGUGUCCAGGCGGCGUCGCCUCAGCCGCGUAUCAGUGUAUGUCAAGCCGCAUACCCCGCGCGCUCAAAGAGGAACUUCACCUACUCGAGACACGUUCACUACCCUGGAAGACACGACUAAUAUGCGGAACAUCGUGCGCGAAGUAUCGAGGCUGGAGUAUAGCUGCCUGCGAGAUGGGCGCGGAAGGCUGAAGCCAUGGUCUGCCGAAUUGGCCUGGCGGUGUGCGCGGCCCGUUUGGCGGCCAGCUGCGGUUCCAUCACAAAUACCCAGGGGUGAUGACCGGCUAGACGAGAAGUUCAAGUGGGCCAAACAGACGUCACAGCUUGUCGGUAACUCUGUCCCAAUAUGGCCCUCGCCGACAAAGUCGAUGCUGAAGCUCGCUUCCCCUCAAUGCUGCCUGAAACUGGGGCACGAUUCUGAUCGGAAUGGCUUGACGUUGUGGGGGCAGCACCGCUUCGAAAUUGUGGGUUGGAACUUGAAGCGCUUCGAGAAAGCAUCCUUCGAUGAGGUUGACUUUGGAGGAUUUUGGCGUUGUGGGGUUGUUGGAAGAAAGAAAGCUUCCCGUCAGUUAGCGCGAACGGUGGAGUUCCAAAGGUCAGCUGAUCUCGCAACGUUUCCCAGCAAGUACAAUCAUUCUUUUCAGUUCGAUACCUUACCGCAUAAACCCCAGUUCGUGUUGCUCUUCAUUUUCCAAGCUGCUCUACGUUCUCGGGGAAUCAUCGGGUAUUCGCUGAUCGAGCAUAUCCAAAGAUGCGAAAUGAUUAAGCCUGAUCGACAACUAACUCAAGAUACGUUCGUCCAAUCUGACUAUACGCUACAGCAAGUGCCAGAAGUUGAGGUGCAGCACUACAGCAGCAACGCACCGACUAUAUGCAUGCUGAACCUAUCAAGGGCAGGCUACGUUUUUCAGUUCAACAUUAACAACUUGCUUGAUGGCCCAAAUUCCAUGAAGAACCUCGACUUCAGUCCCGCAUAA